CAGCGCCCCUGUCGGUCGCCAUUUUGGUUGGUGUGGGUGUCGGUGGCGGAGGCUGGUGGAGAGGGAGCGGCUGGGUUCGCGUUGCACGGGAUUGGAAGUAAAAGGCUAAGGCUGAAUUGAGCUGAAGAGAUGACUACAUCAGCUGAUUUGAUGGAACUGGAUAUGGCCAUGGAACCAGAUCGUAAAGCCCAGGUCAGUCACUGGCAGCAGCAGUCAUAUUUGGAUUCAGGCAUUCAUUCUGGGGCCACGACUACUGCCCCUUCACUAAGCGGCAAGGGCAAUCCGGAAGAGGAGGAAGUGGAUACCAGUCAUGUGCUCUAUGAAUGGGAACAGGGUUUCUCCCAGUCCUUCACACCAGAACAAGUAACUGAUAUUGAUGGACAGUAUGCUAUGACAAGAGCCCAGCGGGUUCGUGCUGCCAUGUUCCCUGAAACACUAGAUGAAGGCAUGCAAAUCCCAUCCACACAGUUCGAUGCAGCGCACCCAACCAAUGUGCAACGCUUAGCUGAACCUUCACAGAUGCUGAAGCAUGCUGUUGUUAACCUAAUUAACUAUCAGGAUGAUGCAGAACUGGCUACACGAGCUAUACCUGAACUGACAAAACUGCUCAAUGAUGAGGACCAGGUUGUGGUAAAUAAAGCUGCUGUGAUGGUCCAUCAGCUGUCAAAGAAAGAAGCUUCUCGCCAUGCCAUUAUGCGUUCCCCUCAGAUGGUAUCUGCUAUUGUCCGUACCAUGCAGAACACUAAUGAUGUGGAAACUGCACGCUGCACAGCUGGAACAUUACAUAAUCUGUCACAUCAUCGUGAAGGCUUACUGGCCAUCUUCAAAUCUGGAGGCAUACCUGCUCUGGUGAAAAUGCUGGGAUCUCCAGUGGAUUCUGUUCUGUUCUAUGCUAUAACGACCCUUCACAAUCUUCUGCUGCACCAGGAAGGAGCCAAGAUGGCAGUGCGUUUGGCUGGUGGUCUGCAGAAAAUGGUUGCCUUGCUAAAUAAAACCAAUGUCAAAUUUCUGGCCAUCACGACAGAUUGCCUUCAGAUUUUGGCAUAUGGCAACCAAGAAAGCAAAUUGAUCAUUCUAGCAAGUGGAGGGCCCCAGGCACUUGUGAACAUCAUGAGAACCUACACCUAUGAGAAAUUGUUGUGGACCACCAGCCGUGUACUCAAGGUGCUGUCUGUUUGCUCCAGCAAUAAACCAGCAAUAGUGGAAGCUGGUGGUAUGCAGGCCCUCGGAUUGCACCUUACAGACCCAAGUCAGCGACUUGUUCAGAACUGCCUCUGGACCUUGAGGAACCUGUCAGAUGCUGCUACUAAGCAGGAAGGAAUGGAAGGUCUUCUUGGGACACUUGUUCAGCUCCUGGGAUCAGAUGAUAUCAAUGUUGUGACGUGUGCAGCAGGUAUUCUGUCCAACCUGACAUGUAACAACUAUAAGAACAAGAUGAUGGUUUGUCAAGUUGGAGGUAUUGAGGCUUUGGUCCGCACUGUCCUUCGAGCUGGUGACCGAGAAGAUAUCACUGAACCUGCCAUUUGUGCCCUUCGUCAUUUAACAAGUAGGCACCAAGAUGCAGAGAUGGCCCAGAAUGCUGUCCGACUCCAUUAUGGGCUUCCUGUGGUAGUUAAACUUCUACAUCCUCCAUCUCACUGGCCUCUGAUUAAGGCUACUGUUGGUCUGAUCCGCAACUUGGCAUUGUGUCCAGCUAACCAUGCUCCACUUCGUGAGCAAGGUGCGAUUCCAAGGUUGGUUCAACUGUUAGUGAGAGCACACCAGGAUACUCAGCGCCGUACAUCGAUGGGAGGUACACAGCAGCAGUUCGUGGAGGGAGUGCGAAUGGAAGAGAUUGUGGAAGGUUGUACUGGAGCCCUUCAUAUUCUUGCCCGUGAUGUUCACAACAGGAUUGUUAUUAGAGGACUUAAUACCAUUCCACUCUUUGUCCAGCUGCUGUACUCUCCAAUCGAAAAUAUCCAGAGGGUGGCAGCUGGUGUACUGUGCGAACUAGCUCAGGAUAAAGAAGCAGCUGAAGCCAUUGAGGCUGAAGGAGCAACAGCUCCACUGACAGAGCUACUGCACUCAAGAAAUGAGGGUGUUGCUACCUAUGCUGCAGCUGUGCUGUUCCGUAUGUCUGAAGACAAACCACAAGAUUAUAAGAAGCGUCUGUCAGUUGAGCUUACGAGCUCUCUGUUUAGAACUGAGCCCAUGGCUUGGAAUGAGACUGGAGAUCUUGGAAUUGACAUGGGAAGCCAGGGGGAGCCUCUUGGAUACCGUCCAGAUGAUCCUAGUUUUCGUUCUUACCACCCAGGCGGUUAUGGACAGGAUACCAUGGGCAUUGAUCCGAUGAUGGAACAUGACAUGAGUGGUCACCAUCCUGGUGCUGAGUACCCAGUCGAUGGGCUCCCAGACCUUGGACAUGCCCAGGACUUGAUGGAUGGGCUUCCUCCUGGUGACAGUAAUCAGCUGGCCUGGUUUGAUACAGACUUGUAAAUAUAACCUGCAUUAUAGGUAUGGCAAUCAUUUAAAGGUAUGGGAAGAUAUCACCUUUACUAUUUGGGUUUGCAACUUACAACUCCAUUUAAGUCUGUCAACUUUUUUUAUUUGUAGUCACAUAACUUCUUUUCUUCUUUCUGCAGUUGAAUGAACUUGCAUUGUGAUUGGCCUGUAGAAUUGCUGAGAGGGCUCGAGGGGUGGGCUGGUAUCUCAGAAAGUGCCUGACACUAACAAAGCUCAGUUUCCUAUGGGAACAGUCAAUUGUUCUGGUCCUUGUAUCAAAGCGGUUUGGAAAUGGCUGCCUACUUCUAAAGAAUGCUCAAGAUUGGAACAAGAGAUGGAACAUUAAAAACUCUAGCCUUGCCUGUUAAUUAUUUUUAUUAUUUUUUUAAAUCUCUGUAAUUGUACUGAUGUAGCUUGCUUUGAAGUAGAGUAGACCAGUAAAUGAUAUUUUUUAAACAUAGUCUCGUAGUCUUAAGUUAUAGUGGCAUUGCAAUAGCCGUUCUGAUUUUUAAAAUCUGAAGUAAUUGUGUAGAGCACUAAUUCAUUCAUAAUAGAUUUAAUUGUACUCUGAAGUGUAACACUGUGUAGCUUUUUGUAUAAAAAUGUGAAAUUAGAUAAAAGUCCACUCUUAAUACGAGCAGGUGAGAUGGCGUGUUUGAUCAAUAUUGCUUUAUACUAGGGAUUUUCAGGAGGGUUUAAGUAGAACUGUCAUUUGGCAAUGGUUGUUAUAGUUUAAUGAGAGGACACUCUUCCACCCACCCCUUCUGAGUUAUUGUAUUCUGCAACACAGAUGCUUCAUGGAAAAAUGCGAUUGUAGAAACAGAAUUAAACUGGACUGAUUUCAUUUUUGUGUGAGUGGCUUAAUUACUAGAGCACCAAUAUUAAGUUUAUAUGCAGUUUAAGGAACUUUGUCUCUUACUUAAUUUUAUGUAUAAGUUGAUAAAAUAAAAAUGGUUGGAAUUUGC
Molecule: messenger RNA, 3446 nt
Organism: Hypanus sabinus (Atlantic stingray)
Lineage: Eukaryota; Metazoa; Chordata; Chondrichthyes; Myliobatiformes; Dasyatidae
Product: catenin beta-1
Exons: 15
Coding region: 130-2475 (781 amino acids)
Biological process (GO): cell adhesion; positive regulation of transcription by RNA polymerase II
Cellular component (GO): adherens junction; catenin complex
Molecular function (GO): transcription coactivator activity; alpha-catenin binding; cadherin binding
Source: RefSeq, a predicted model, not a curated record